Melitaea cinxia (Glanville fritillary) is the source of this 680-nucleotide messenger RNA. RefSeq names its product multiple inositol polyphosphate phosphatase 1-like. Gene Ontology annotation, molecular function: inositol phosphate phosphatase activity; acid phosphatase activity. Bases 30 to 602 code for a protein of 190 amino acids. The record is from RefSeq and is a predicted model, not a curated record. Lineage: Eukaryota; Metazoa; Arthropoda; Insecta; Lepidoptera; Nymphalidae. The transcript has 3 exons.
UUGAUCGGGAACUAACGUCUCAAACCAUCAUGACUUUCUACGAUCUCUGUCGAAAUUAUCGACUUUAUUCAACGAAUAAGAGAGAUGCCUGGUGUGCAUUGUUCACUGACGAUGAACUACAGAUUUUGGAGUAUAUUGAAGAUCUCAAAAUUUAUUUCAAAAACGGUCACGGACAUCCCAUCAACGGGUUGCUCGGCGCGUCAGCUCUCAAAGAUCUUUAUGUAAAUUUUCAAGCAGCGACAUCUAGUGACCACAAAUCAUUCGUCGGCUACUUCUCUCAUGGCACCAUGAUAGAUAUGAUUUACACGGCCAUGGGGCUUUACUAUGAUUACCCAGGAAUCUCUGGUAUGGAAAGGAUCAAAAAUAGGAAGUGGCGAACUAGUUUCUUGACACCGUUUGCAGCUAAUUUUGUCGCGGUGCUACACAGAUGUAGAAAGGUGUCAAGGUAUUCGUACAGGAUACAGUUCUUCUUAAAUGAAAAAGAGCUUCAUCUUUGCGACGGCCGUGUCUGCAGUUGGAACAGCUUUAAAGAAAAAUUCGAACAAUUUGCUAACGCCAGUAUCGAAUUCUGUGAUGAAUUGACAGAUUUUUAUUAUGUUUAAUUAAUAUUUUUUGAUAUUAUUUAUCAUUCAAGGGUGUCAAUCACGUCAGGGAAGUCGCGCGUACAAGUUUUCAUGGAU